CUCGCCAUAAAGGCCUAAUUAUAGCCUAUAUAGGAUAGGGCUCGGUGUUUGAUGCAUGAUGACCUACUGAUGUUGGAAAAUGUGUCAGGUCGUUAGGACAACUUUCAGAAGUUCGGAGGUUAGUUGGCUAAUAGAUUAUGGCGUGAGUUAAACGUCGUUGCAAGGCCAGCCCUGCCUUGCAGCACUAGACCAAGGUGGUUUUAAAGUGUUGACUCACAGGAAAUCAACUUGCAGAGUCGAGAAGGCGUUCUGUGACAUGGAGGCCUGGUAUCUACUCUGUCUCUGCAUCUCGGCUGCUUUGUGUUCACUGGAUAAAUUCACAGUUAAAGGGCCGGGUCCGGGAGCUCUUCGUAACGUCAGCGAGAAUGACCCAGGGGUGCAGAAGGCCGUGCUGUCGGGCACCAAUGCUUUCAACAACCAGUCCAACGACGCGUUUCUCUUCAAGGCCUCCGCCAUAGACAGCGCUCAGAGACAGGUUGUGAAGGGGAUUAAAUAUUUCCUGGAGGUGGAGAUCUCACGCACCGUAUGCCGGAAGUCAAGCCCGGACACUGACCUGGCCAACUGCAGGUUCCAGCCCAAGGGGCAGCUUCAGCAGACCUUCCUCUGUAACUUCCAAGUGUGGUCCAUACCUUGGCUUGAGAAGAUGACCACCACAUAUUUCUUCUGCCGACCCUCAGAUGACUUACCUCUGUCCCCCCUUUGGGCCCGUCACCAGCCCUCACCCCAGAUCAGUACUGACUGAUACCAAACACCACCAGCCCUCACCCCAGAUCAGUACUGACUGAUAGACACCACCAGCCCUCACCCCAGAUCAGUACUGACUGAUACAGAUACCAAACACCACUAGCCCUCACCCCAGAUCAGUACUGACUGAUACAGACACCAAACACCACUAGCCCUCACCCCAGAUCAUUACUGACUGAUACAGACACCAAACACCACUAGCCCUCACCCCAGAUCAUUACUGACUGACACAGACACCAAACACCACCAGCCCUCACCCCAGAUCAUUACUGACUUAUACAGACACCCAACACAAUACCAUAUGCACAUUUAUGUGUUAUAGUGGAGAAUGCCAGUUGGUCUGUUGCUCAUCAAUAAAGGAAGGAAUUGAAUUGAA
This is a messenger RNA of Alosa sapidissima (American shad), 1120 nucleotides long. Its product is annotated as cystatin-2. Gene Ontology annotation, cellular component: late endosome; Golgi apparatus; lysosome. Gene Ontology annotation, molecular function: cysteine-type endopeptidase inhibitor activity. Bases 257 to 742 code for a protein of 161 amino acids. Gene Ontology annotation, biological process: positive regulation of myelination; immune response; negative regulation of microglial cell activation. The record is from RefSeq and is a predicted model, not a curated record. The transcript is spliced from 5 exons. Lineage: Eukaryota; Metazoa; Chordata; Actinopteri; Clupeiformes; Clupeidae.